Linum tenue is the source of this 471-nucleotide messenger RNA. Lineage: Eukaryota; Viridiplantae; Streptophyta; Magnoliopsida; Malpighiales; Linaceae. The record is from the annotation of a GenBank genome assembly.
AUUCCAAAAGGAGGAUGCUGUUUCUGUUUCCCUAGUUUUCUGAAAAAGGAGCCCACCCUUGGCGGCGGCGGAGGUGGGGGCGGGGGAUCGGCCGGAGCAUUCUGGCGGCGAAUCAGGCCUUUGGAUUCGUCUUCACCGGCGUCGCCGUGGUGGUCGAAGAGCUGGAAGAAGGUUCGUGGGUUGUCGGAGGGGCCGAGGUGGAAGAAUUUGGUGCGGCGGUUUAAUGGGCGGAAGCGGCAAGGGUACGAGAAAUUCAAUUACGACGCUACAAGCUACGCCCUUAAUUUUGACGAAGGACCAGUGGCUAGCGGCGGCGAUUACGACGAGGAUAUUACCGCAGCAUCCCAUCAAUCUGGUGGGUUUUGUCAAUUUUGGUGGUUCGAUCGUCUGGUGGAGAAAGGAGAGCAACGUUGGCAGAGGAAGAGGAAGAUGGGAAGAAGGACAAUAUUGUAUUUUCAAUUCUUAUAUUAA